AUGAUGCGACUGUUGUUAUCCCCCAAGGGCCCGGUAUGCUCUGCUUGUCUGACGGACACACUCGGAAGACGACCUGUCCUCCCGCAGCAGCCAUGGGUCGGACAUCGAUUCGUUUCUCUCCGCCGAGGACCCAAACAACACCAGGAACGACCCUCGCGCAUGGUCCUUGCCGACGACGUGGGUCGGUCACCUACCAACCGACCGCGAGUACGACGCGAAGGUCCCUUUGGUGGGCUGAACCGGAGAGUGGCCAACGUGGACGCUCCAUUGCCUCGACGUGGCGGCGGCAGCGCUGGCAGUGAUGCAGCAAAGGGCAAGAAGGGCAACUCGGGGGGCAAGGAUGAGCGGAAGGCUCUCAAGAUGCAGAGGGCCCUAGCUCCCGUGUCAUAUGGAAGGCGCAACAUGACGAAGGAGCGCAUGGCGCAAUACGAGUCUUUCGAUCAGUUUGAUCUGCUGCCCAGCGUCAAGGAGGCGCUCAUAGGGGAGCUGUUCAAACGGCUCGUCGACGUCAAGCCCACGCCGGUGCAGAGGCUGGCGCUACCCGCGCUGCUGAGCCCGCCACAGCCAGAGCCCGGAGCGGAAGGGUCGAUGAAGUCGUUCCUCCUGGCGGCAGAGACGGGAUCGGGAAAGACGCUGGCGUACCUCCUGCCUGCCAUCAACGCCAUCAAGAAGGCCGAAGCGCAGGAUGAGAUGAUCCGCGCAUGGAAUGAGCGUCGUGACGUCGAGAGGCAACUCCAGGCGUCGGGCAAGGUGAAGAGGGCCCGCCCCUUUGACGAGCCCCACCCGACCAUGGCGCGGCCCAAGGCUGUGGUGCUCGUACCUACGACAGAGCUGGCCUCGCAGGUGACGCGGGUGGCCAAGACGCUGUCGCACGUCGUCAAGUUCAAAGCUUGCAUGCUCCAGUCGACCAUGAAGGCGCAGCAGAUCCAGCGGGAGCUGUACGCCCCCGGAGGAGUCGACCUGGUCGUUGCGACCCCCCACCUUCUUUCCUCGAUUGCCGAGUCGGACCCCAACGUGCUGUCGCGCGUGACACACCUGGUCGUCGACGAGGCCGACUCUCUGCUGGAUCGAAGCUUCUCCCCCCAGACAACGGCCAUCAUUGAGCGGUCCACGCCUUCGCUGACCCACCUCAUCUGCUGUUCGGCCACGAUCCCCCGCAAGAUGAACAACUACCUGGCCACGACGUACCCGCGCAUGCACCGCAUAACCACACCCAACCUGCACGCCAUCCCGCGCCGCGUCCAGCUCGGUGUGGUGGACGUGUCGCGCGAUCCCUACCGCAACAACAAGGACCUCGCCUGUGCCGACGCCCUAUACACCAUCGGUCGCGAGGCGGCCGCCCACGAAGGCCCCCAGAAGGACGUCAUUGACGUCCGUCGUGUUAUCGUCUUUGUCAAUGAGCGUGAGAAGACGGAGGAGGUUGCCGCUUACCUCCGUACAAAGGGCAUCCACGCCGACGCCCUGCAUCGCGACACCCCCGAGACGCGCCAUGGCGAGAUCCUCGACACGUUUACGACCAACGAGACGCUCACCAUCCCCGCCCCGAACUCUUCCUCUUCGGGCCCCGGAACUAGGCAGCAGGGUCGUCGCCUGCAUAAUGUACGCGCCUUGGUCGUCACUGACCUCGCCUCCAGGGGUAUCGAUACUCUCGCUGUCCGGCAUGUCAUCCUGUACGACGUGCCGCAUACUACGAUUGACUUUAUUCAUCGUCUGGGUCGUGCAGGCCGCAUGGGACGUCGCGGCCGCGGUAUCGUCUUGUCCGGCAAUGAUGAUAGGAAGGAUAUCAUUGCUGAGGUCAAGAGGAGUAUGUUUAUGGGCCAGGCGCUCCUCUGA
Geosmithia morbida is the source of this 1833-nucleotide messenger RNA. Its product is annotated as ATP-dependent RNA helicase MRH4, mitochondrial. Gene Ontology annotation, cellular component: nucleolus. The transcript has a single exon. The record is from RefSeq and is a predicted model, not a curated record. Gene Ontology annotation, biological process: maturation of LSU-rRNA from tricistronic rRNA transcript (SSU-rRNA, 5.8S rRNA, LSU-rRNA). Gene Ontology annotation, molecular function: nucleic acid binding; ATP binding. The coding region runs from base 1 to 1833 and encodes 610 amino acids. NCBI's taxonomy places the organism in Eukaryota, Fungi, Ascomycota, Sordariomycetes, Hypocreales, Bionectriaceae.